AUGUCCGCCCUUAGCAAACUGAUCACUCUACCUUUAUCAGGUAAGAAGAAGAAUGAAGCUAAAAAAGCAUCUUUGAAAGCAACUAAGAAAAAGAAUCACAACUCCAUUCCGGUGGAAUUAAUUAUAGAUAUAGAGUCUCCUCCCUGUGUAUUAUAUGGUAAUGCGAACGAAUCAACUGGUUGUCUUCUUAGUGGACUAUUGACAGUUAAGGUAAAAGAUUUGAUUGCAAAAACAAAAAAUUCAACGGUAAAUAAGUUGACAUCCCUGAAUGUCCGAUCUUUGAAAUUAUCAUUCAUACAAAGAGUAAGCUAUAAUAAACCGUUUUCACAAGGCCCCUCGACAGUUAUCAAUUGUAAAGACUGUAAUACACGUAAACAAGUGUUAAAAACAUGGAAUAUAGUAGAAAACUCCACGACUUUGGAUAGUGGUUCAACACAGAUAUUCCCAUUUUCACACUUAAUAUCUGGAAAAUCAACAGUGACUUGUUAUUUAGGUUCAAAUUCAGACACAAAAGUAAGAUAUGAACUAAUUGCAUCAAUACGCUAUUUCGAUAAUAGUGAAAACUCACAAUCAAAAAACUUAGAGCCUAAACUUGUCACAGUUAAAUUGCCAAUAAUGUUGACAAGAAGCAUAUUAAGAGGUCCAGAUAAAAACUCAUUGAGAGUAUUUCCUCCGACAAAUUUAACUACUGCAGCAGUGUUGCCGAGUGUUGUAUAUCCAAAAUCAACAUUCCCAUUAGAGAUGAAAUUAGAAGGUAUAUCUGGUGAGGAUACCAGAUGGAGAAUGAGAAAAUUAAGUUAUCGAAUUGAAGAGACUGUAAGGAUAAGAAACAAUGUUUGUGAAAAGCAUGUAGAAGACUUGAAAGUCCUAGAAAAUGUUGUUAAGGAGAAGGAAGUACAAAAAUCAAAAAAACCACCUAACCCAAUUAAAAGAUAUGGUGAUUUAGCACCUCAAGUUCGUCUUUCUGUUAAUACAAUUGGUGGAUCGUCAAGUAGCCAUAAUAAUGGCGCUAGAUCUGCAUUAAAUACACCUCAAUCAGUAGCAAACAACUCCGGUGAUAGAGAUGAAGAUGAUGAAGAAAUGGAAAAUUCAUCAACAUUUGUUCAUCCCAACGAUGAUGUAGCAAGGCAAGAGAUACUACAACAGAGACAAAGAAUACGAAAAGAAGAAAUAGAAGCAGAAUUACAAAAUGAAACGUCACUUUUUACUGAGGAAGUGAGAAUAAUAGCAGAAGGUAUUAUGAAAAGUGGUUGGAAAACAGAUUUUAACGAAAGUGGCAAAAUUGAAAUAGUAACAGAUAUUGAUUGUAGUUCCUUAAAUUCCGGUGUUUCUAAUUCAAUAACACACGCUUCUUCUGAAUACCUCGAAAAUGAAAUGCCAAAGGCGAAAUCUGUCAACGUUUCUUGUGAUAUUCAAGAUCCAGUUUUAGGCAUUAACGUCAGUCAUAUUCUAUCAGUUGAAAUGGUAGUGGCAGAGGAAGCCUUGCAAUAUAAAAAUGGACAACCUGUUAGGCAUUCAAACUCUUCCGCUGUUGGUGAUUCAGCAUCUAAAAAUAGUAGUGCUGAUCAGAGACUAGCAGAAUUAUCGCCAAUGUUAGCAAACAGAAAUAGUAAUAGAAGAAAAAACCUUGCUUCCACUGCUUUAUCAAAGGUUGCCUCGAUUAAUAGUAAUAAUGACAAUAAGGACAAUAGCAGUGAUGUGCCUAUAGUUGGUGGUGAUAGUUCCUCGAAGACGGUAGGUAUCCCAACUGGUGCUGCUCGUGUAUUAAGAAUGCAAUUCAGAGUAAAUGUCACCGAAAGAUCAGGAUUAGGUAUUUCAUGGGAUGAAGAGGUUCCGCCUAUAUACCAAAAUGUUAGCUUUGUUUCCCCACCUAGUUAUGACAACUUAGAUGGAGUGUCUACUCGACAUGCCGGUUCCGAGUCGGCAGUCUAUGAUAAUUCAGAAAUGAUCCCUUUAAAUUCAACUGAUUUUAAGUAUUCAACUUUGGAUCUAGAGCGUCCCGUUCAGAUAUAUAACCAAGCCUCAACGAAUGCAUUAUCUGCAAUACAAUCAUUGCCAUUAGAAUCUGUAGAAAGCAUUGAUGGGAGUGACCCAACAUACCAUAAUUCAUUGACUCCGCGUCAAACUAGAGAUAUAAGAAUUCCAACUAUUUCGGAAGUAAUCGACACAGAUAAAAUUACCCAAUAA
Molecule: messenger RNA, 2187 nt
Organism: Tetrapisispora phaffii CBS 4417
Lineage: Eukaryota; Fungi; Ascomycota; Saccharomycetes; Saccharomycetales; Saccharomycetaceae
Exons: 1
Coding region: 1-2187 (728 amino acids)
Source: RefSeq, a predicted model, not a curated record